Formica exsecta is the source of this 553-nucleotide messenger RNA. RefSeq lists its product as uncharacterized. Gene Ontology annotation, molecular function: odorant binding; olfactory receptor activity. The transcript has a single exon. The annotation marks the transcript as partial. Gene Ontology annotation, cellular component: membrane. Lineage: Eukaryota; Metazoa; Arthropoda; Insecta; Hymenoptera; Formicidae. The record is from RefSeq and is a predicted model, not a curated record. Gene Ontology annotation, biological process: sensory perception of smell.
GUAAAUAAUUACUGUAUUUUGCACAAAGCAAUUUUAUCCAUCGUGAACAUGAUGGCUGAAGACUGGACGGAAUUAAAAACGGUAAAGGAAAGGGACGUGAUGAUAGGAAGAGCGCAAACCGCUCGGGCGAUUGUCAUCAGCGGAUAUGUUCUGAUGGUGUUGGCGUUCGUCGUAGUCGCUGUUCUUCCGUAUUUCGGCUUGUUGUUGACGAGGCACUUGACGAACCUCACGGAUCCGGGCAAGCCGUUGCCGUUGCAGACUUAUUAUUUUUACGAUACAGAUCCGAGUCCACAAUUCGAGCUGACGUACGUCAUUCAAGCCAUCACCAUCUUCCUGGCCGCUGUUACUUAUACGUCGGUGGACGCUUUUCUUGGACUCACGAUUCUUCACUUUUGCGGCCAGUUAGAGAACUUCAAAGGUCGCAUAACUAUUUUGGCUUCGUGCCAGAAUUUCAUCCGUAUUCUAAGAAACAAUGUGGUAAAUCAUCUGCGGCUCAUUAGGUAUCUGCAAAUAUCAAUCAAUAAUAUAAUUAGAAGAAACAAAAUCCAGGAAA